This is a messenger RNA of Amoebophrya sp. A120, 1597 nucleotides long. NCBI's taxonomy places the organism in Eukaryota, Dinophyceae, Syndiniales, Amoebophryaceae. The record is from the annotation of a GenBank genome assembly.
GCGCUUCUACCAACCAAAGCAAGGCUGCACACCGCUCGUGGUCACAUCACGGCUAGCUAUGUUAUACACGAUGUUGACUGCUGGGCCGCUACUCGGCACCAACAAAACUAGCGAAGUUACUUUGUGGCGCCACGAUUUGUAUGAAAUUAUUACCUCUGCUCGUCUGCGUUUCCAUUUCCUUCCCGCAGCAAGUAGGCAAAAAAAUUCAACGUCAUACGUAAUUCUGCCGCGUCUGCUCGUUUUAUUGGGGCUAGAUGUCAAGCUCGAUGAUGGAAUGUUUCGCGCUAGUAGAUUUCAAGGACGAUGAUCUCGGAUCAGCACGGAUGUGUGACCGUGACGACGACCAAGCUAGAAGAACAAAGCAAGUGUACUUAGUACACAUUCUUUGUUCUUCUAGCUUGGUUGUGGUCGUGGGACGAGUGGUGUACAGCUUUUCUGCAGUUGGACAACCCGCAAGACGAGUUCAGACACGGGAGUGCCGCCGCGAGGCAGCUGCGGCUGCGGCCCCGGGCCCGGUCCGCCGAGAGGCGCCGCCAAGAGGCGCCGCCAAUGCAGCAGCAAAUGCAGGGCCCACAGGGUCAGGGAGCGGCAGCCCGCCCGCCAACUCAGCAGCAAAUGUUGCCCGACCGCCAACCUCAGGAUCCGGCGCGGCCGGAUCAUGUACUUCCGGGGGCGUGGCUGUGAUCGUGGACUAGACUAAGUACCGACAUCGCUCGACCGGCGUGAUGAAAGGUACUAAAGCUGCGAAAGAUGAUUUGGUGGCAGCUCUGAGGGCAUUUUUACCGGGUACUGCUCUACAAAAAUCUCGGCACGCAUCGUCCCAGACCGUAUGUUAUAUAAAAUGCAAAUAUAUCUGGGUCUGGAAGGUUCCGAGACUUGUCAUGCAGAUUUUCCCUGAUCCACGUCGUCUGGAAUGCAGGACCUAGCAUGACAGAUUCUGUGAGAUCCCUAUCAUGCCUAUGCUGCAUGAGAAACUUCCUCUCAACUUCGUCAAAAGUGGACAACUUUUGGCAUUCAUGCAACACAGAUUUUUGCAUGAUCCAGAAUUAGCAUUACAAGUUGCAACCUUCCAGACCCAGACAUAUUUGCAAUGCAUACUUUAUGCUGGAAGACCAUGUCGACGUCCCCACGAGGACAGCAUAAUUGAAUACUUUUUAUAUAUGAGAUCAAAAAGCACGGUAGGAUUUUUACGACAUUACCAAAUCACAAUUUCAAAAAAAAGUGCCCCCGGCAGUGUAUGAUUUAUUGCAAGUAAGAACCGAACCAGUAUGAAAACUAGAACUCCUAGAAGCCCUAGCUGCAACCCUCGGCGGCCACUUGGGUUGUAGAUCAUUAAUUUCUGGCACUGAAGUCGACACUAUCUAAUAUAUGUAGUAUUGUGCCCGCUUGAGAAGAAAUACAAGCGAGCACCAACUCCGAGCAGUAGAGAUCAUUUAUGCGUCGCCUGAGGUCGGACGUGUUGUUGCAUUCCACGCACGAAAACUUUAUGGAAUCCUUCACAGGCGCCUCCCUCGUCUUUUUGACAUAUAUGGGGAGCAUAAAAAACGUGCGGAGUCAGACAGUGGAUCAAGCUCCGGCAACGACCUCUACUUAAGUG